This is a messenger RNA of Pezoporus occidentalis (night parrot), 941 nucleotides long. RefSeq lists its product as uncharacterized. The transcript has 2 exons. The record is from RefSeq and is a predicted model, not a curated record. Lineage: Eukaryota; Metazoa; Chordata; Aves; Psittaciformes; Psittacidae. Bases 279 to 941 code for a protein of 220 amino acids.
ACUUACACACACUGAAGCUGUUAGAGCUGGAUUUUUUUCUCAGCCAUUCUACAGUCUGUUCUUUCCGUUGAUUUUAUUCAAACAGCAUGGAUGUUCAUCUCUGCUUAACAAACCUUUAGGUACUAAUUACAAAAGUAUAGUCAGACUAUCAUACGUGACCUUUAAGACACAGUACAGGAUACAGGUAAAAACCUGAACUGUAAUACUUGGGAUACAGCCACAAAUAUUGUAAUGUAUGUGCAUUACAAUACGAUACAGAUAUACAUAAUGUAAUAUAUAUGCUUCCUGCAUUCAAGGGAAUAGUGCUCCCUGCUGUUUAUACUGCACAAACGGGCCUCCUCUUCCUCUGCUUGUUUCUUAAGGUGCAUCCCGUGAUUAGACAACGCAUCCGCUCCCUGGCGGCGGCUGACCUAGGCCCGGCAUCCUCAGGGCAGCAAGUAGAUGACCACGAAGAGCGCCAGGUCGAAGAGAAGGAAAAGCCACAGGUCCAGCCAGUAGGACUGCCCCGACAGCGACAUCGCCUGCGCCCGGCCGCCAUAGUCCGCCACAUCCCACUGCUCCCGCCGCCUCGCCUCCGUCUCCAUGUCCUGGAGGGUCGCCUACCAGGACCGAGGUACUCACCGCGCAGGCUCCAGCUAUACUUCCGGGUAGGCAGCCAAUGGGAACGCAGCGCACGUAUCGCCGUCACGCCCUGCGGUCAAUGCAUACAGACGCUGCCUUUGCUGCCUAACGCCGCGCUGCGCUUACGUUCUGCGGCGGGCGGGGGUCGGUGGGAAUUGGUGGUCGGUGGGGUGUGCGUGGCGGAGUCCUUGUCGUUGUCCCUGUCGCGACCCUGUGGCAUGGUGGUGUUUUGCCCCUUUCUGCAAGCACAGCUGCUCUGCCUUCCUCGUUGCUGUCCUGGGAGUUGCCGCCGCGAUGGGUACUUGCUGCUGGGUGGCUAA